AGUUGACAGUGCGCGCCGUGCCUUCAACUGUUCAGACAGCGCUGGAGUGACCGAGAGGACAGCACAGCUAAGGCUCGGGCUUCUGCAGUGUACUCAGACAACAGUAGCCGCAGAAACGCAUGAAGGCGCGUCCGUUGCGAAAAGUAAACUUGGGUGAUGAUAAAGAAUUGCAUAAAAGCGGAAAGGAAAACCGCCUACAGCAAAAUUUCUUUUUGAGCUCUAAUUCCGGCAAAAGGGUCGGACGAACCCACCGUCAAGUCUGGUCGACCCUCUGCGUGUAAGUUCACUUCACGGUUACGCUGUGUUACAAGAGAUGGGUAGUCUACUGACCUCUCUGUUGGGAGUAGGCUCGAACCCUGAUAUAGACGUGCCGGAUCCCGCUACUGGGUUAACGCCACGUGAGAAGAUGGCCGUCAGGCGCAUUUGGGAUAUUGUCAAAGCAGAUAUCAAACAAAACGGCAUUGAACUUCUCAUUAUAUUCUUCAAAUCAAAUCCAAGCCACCAAAGAUAUUUUGAGGCAUUCAAAGACGUAUCCCUGAAGGAUCUACCCAGCAACCGAAAAUUUCAAGCUCAUUGUACAAGUGUCAUGUAUGCCCUGACGAGUGUUGUGGACAAUUUGGAUGACACUGGGUGCCUUGUUGAGAUGUUAACGAAGCUGGGACAGAACCACCAUCGCCAUGGCAUCACAAGACAAGAAUUCAUUGAUCUUAAAGAAGCUGUAUUGAAACUGCUGACAAAGAAACUUGCAUCAAAGUUUACAUGUGAAGAUAAAGCAGCUUUGAGCAAGACGUUAGAUGUUGCAUACUCUGUUAUUUUCACAGGGCUGGAGGGGCAAAACCUUUAGAAAGUGAAUGUUAAACGAAACUUGGUCAAGUGAAGCACAGGAAAGAAUUCUGUGACUUGUCUGUGAAGGAUGAACGAUGACAGCUGUGUUUCGGCACAAUUAUUUUAAAAAUGUUAAUAAUUUUCAAUUGAACUCUAUGUUUUUUAAUAUUUACAUGUUCUUAAAGACUCUUUUUUAAUGUAUUAACUUAGAUUCUAAAGGAAACUGUGGCGUGUAUCUUUAAUAUCAAAUUAACAUUGACUGGGCUGACAAAAUAAUAGCAUUAUUAUUUCAUAUUAUAAAGAUUUAAAACAUAUUUUAUUUGUCAAUUGUAUAAAUUAUUUUUCCAUGCAUUGUUGUGUUCUCAGGGACCAAGAAAGACUUAUAACUACACCAUUUACUUGAAUCUGUAACUGCUAAAAUGUUAUUAUCUGUUUACAGUUUAAAUGUAUUUAUGUGUACUGGAUUCCCCUGUAUGUAAAACUAGGAAGAACUACAAAUUUUACAAGUAACAGUAUUUAUAGAAUGUAGAAGAAAGUGGAAAGAAUACGUUGACAGAAUUAAAAAACAUAACCUUAAACUAACCAAAAAGAAAAAGGAAUUUUGGAAGCUUGUUGAAAUGAUAGAAGGACUGUGUUUUGUAAUAUACAUAACAGAUUUCUAAAGGCAUAAUAUUGGAUAGAAUGACAGCAUUUAUUCUGAGGAAAAUGCAGCCUGACGUGCCCAUAAAGCAGGAAAUUCAAAGGAAUUAUCAGGAACCCUUUCACACUGGUUGCAGGAACAUGAUGUGCUGGUAAUUCUGCUUGACCAUAAGGCAAUUAUGUUGAUUCUAAAUGUUAUUCUGAACUGAGCAGGGUGGGAAUCUUAAUUGAAUAUAAGUCUGUAAUGAUUAUCACUCCUACUUUGUAUUUAGAAUGUCUUAGCUUCAAGCCCUCUUAUGGCAACUGGUUAUUUUGAGAAAUAUUUGAGGAUUUCCUCAGCCCCUCCAAAAAUAUGGUGAGAGAGCAAUCUAAACGCAACAAAUUCCUUCAAUACAGUUUAAUCAUUUACAAUCAUCACAACAUUUAAUACUACAUAAGUAAGGUAAAGGUAAAGUUGUCCUUGUGCUUAACUAAUUAAGCACUACGCCAUGAAGGUGUAUGAGGGAGUGGAUGUAUAGAUCCACAUUUUCUGGACCUUGUCACUAGCUGGAGGUGAGUUGUCUACUUCACACCUUGGUUGCUUUACCCACAGUACCCACUUUUUCUUUUUAAAUUCGCCUAGGGGAGGGGGGGGGUUGGAGUCCAACUGGGUCCACUCGGCCCGGCAG
Molecule: messenger RNA, 2132 nt
Organism: Cryptotermes secundus
Lineage: Eukaryota; Metazoa; Arthropoda; Insecta; Blattodea; Kalotermitidae
Product: globin
Exons: 4
Coding region: 314-844 (176 amino acids)
Molecular function (GO): heme binding; oxygen binding
Source: RefSeq, a predicted model, not a curated record